AUGGAACAGCACCGGGACGGGGAUGAUCAGCAUGGCAAGGCCAGGACGCAGGAUGCGCGCCCAGGACGCCAACCUACUGACGACUCGGUGGCUGACGACAAUGUCGAGCGGGACGAGAACGUAGACGACGAUGCUGACGACAAUGACCACGAUGAUGCCGAUGCCGACGACGACGAAGAAGAAGAAGAAGAAGAAGAAGAAGAAGGGGAGGAUGAUGAUGAGGAGGAUGAUGACGAGGAGGAGGAGGAAGAGGAGGAAGAGGAGCCGUUGUUGAAAUACGCACAGUUAACGCAGCAUCUCCGCGCCGUCUACCGUAACGGGGAUGCGACGAGCGCCUUUCUCGUUGCUGGGGACAAGAUGCACGUCGUUCAACUGCCGACCUUCCAGACGCUGCGCAUGUAUCACGCCCACUCGGCCUCCGUCACGAGCAUAUCCAUUUCUCCGUACCCGCCCCCCCUUCCGACCGAGAAAGCCGAUAGUUUGAGACCGCCGACGUACCCUCAGCCUCGACCAGACUCGCGUCAGUCGGAUGCUCCCUCGUCUCCGGCGGCGACGUCGAGGAAGUCGAGGGAGCCGAUGCCGCUGCCCAAGAUCCCCUCCAACGACAUCUACGUCGCCACCUCGUCCAUGGACGGCAACGUAUGCAUCCAGUCCAUUGCUGAUAUGAAGGACGUCCAGCUGCGCAACUUUGCCCGUCCCGUUCAAGCCGUCGCCCUAUCGCCAGAUUACAAGGUCGAUCGAACCUACCUCUCGGGCGGCCUGGCCGGUCAGCUGAUCAUGACCGUCGGCGGUGGAUCCGGUCGAAGCACAUCGACGACGACCGGAACGGCGGCAGCCACCGCCUCUGGUUGGCUCGGCAGCGUUGGCCUCGGCGGCAACAGUGGUAAGGACACCGUUCUGCACUCGGGCGAAGGCAGCGUCAGCUGCAUCAAGUGGUCCCUGUCAGGCAAGUACGUGGCCUGGCUCAACGAGCACGGCAUCAAGAUUAUGCGGUCCAAGCUUCAUCUCGAGAGCGUCGAUUCGGAUCAUGCCUGGAAACGGAUGGGCCACAUCGACAGGCCCCAGACGGACGAGUGGGAAACCAUGGCGGGCGUCUGGAAGGGGCGCGUCGAGUGGGUGGAUGAAAAGGCCAUCGGAAACGACGAGACGCUCGCCGUCGGAGCCAAGGUCGGCGAGAAGGCGAUAGAACGUCUUCUCGUCGGCUGGGGCAGCUCCAUCUGGAUCAUACACAUCCACCCAGGGGGCCUCGGUACCGGCAAGAAUGUUGGGGAGAGAACGCUCGGACGGGCCGAGAUUGUCAAGAUUCUCCGAAUGGACUGCAUCAUUUCCGGCAUUUCCUUGUAUACCCAGAACUUGCUCAUCGUUCUUGCAUUUGUUCAUUCGCCCGACGACGAGGAUGCAGACAACGACGACGACGGCCAGGCGAAAUCGGCCAAAGGGCACAAACUUGCUCUCUCGUCCGCCUCCACGGGAAGCGGCCCUUCCGGAGGGAUACGGCGAAAGCAGACCAACCAACCUCCGGAGCUGCGACUCAUCGAUCUCGACUCGCAGGCCGAGGUUGACAAGGACACCCUGAGCAUGAGCCGGUACGAGAGAUUGUCGUCGGGCGACUACCACUUGAGCGUCCUGCCCGGCCGCGGCGCCGCAUCCGCCAUCGCCUCGAAGGGAGCUCUCGAGGCGCUCGCCGGCUUCGGCACGGACAUGUGGAACGUGGCCAUCAACCCAAAGUCCCUCUUCAACUCGGCCGCGAGCGUCAGGAGCAGGGACAGCGGCGAGGACGUCGGCUCCGGACCGAGAAGCGUGAGCACCGUCGGCAUCGGCCGACCCGCCCAGGGCACCCCAACCGCCCACCCCAGCCUGGCGAAACCUGGCGCCAAGAUCUUCCUCCACAGCCCCUACGACUGCAUCCUCGGCACCAAGAGGGAUCUGGCCGACCACCUCGCAUGGCUGGUGGAGCAUGAGCAGUAUCAGCAGGCGUGGGAGCUCCUGGACGAGAACCCCGACAUCCUCGCCGAGAAGGCGGCCGAUGCGGCGGCGCCGUCGACGCCGUCGAAGCGUCGCACGGGCACCGACGACUUUUACGACGACGAAUCCGUCGCCGGGUCGAGCCAACGAAAUCGCCUGUCCCCCACGGAAUUGGAAAAGCGGCGGGUCGGAGAGCUGUGGAUUCAAGAGCUCAUCGAGGCCGGCGACUGGGCGUCGGCGGGCGAGAUCUGCGGCAAGGUUCUCGCAACGCCCGACAGGUGGGAGAAGUGGGUGUGGACGUUUGCGGGCGCCAACAAGUUUCAGGAAAUCACCUAUUCCAUACCGGACAAGCCGAUGAACCCUCCGCUGCCCUCGACGAUAUACGAGGUCAUCCUCGGUCACUACAUCCAAGGCGACAAACCGCGGUUCAGGGAGCUGCUCGAGCGUUGGCCGACGGAGCUCUUCGACGUCAUCACCGUCAGCACGACGCUGGAAAACCAGCUCAAGUAUCGCGACGUGCGCGAGGACAGCAUCGACGACGGCGAGAAGGGCCGCGACUGGCGCAUCGUCGUCGAGAGCCUCGCGAAGCUGCACGAGGCCGGCGGCCGGAACCGAGAGGCGCUCAAGUGCUACAUCAAGCUGCACGACGCCGACGCCGCGUUUCGGCUCAUCCGCGAGGGCCACCUGGCCGAGGCCGUCGCCGACGACAUUCCCGGCUUCAUUCAACUGCGCGUUUCGCCCGAACGAGCCGACGCCAUGUCGGAGCAGGAGUUGGCCGAGGCGACGGCGGAGGCGAUCACCGUCCUCGUCGACGAAGCCCAGCACGGCCUCGUCCGGCCAGAUGUGGUGGUGGAGCAGCUCCGACGACGGCAGCUCAACCUCUACCUCUACUUUUACCUCAAAGGCCUGUGGCGCGGCGAAGGCACCGAGGAGCACAUGGGCGAGAACCGGGAUCGGCUGGUCAUGGACAGCCAAUCGCUCGUCGACGAUUUCGCCGACCUCGCCGUCCAUCUCUUCGCCACGUACGAUAGGGCGCUGCUGAUAGAUUUCCUAAAGACGUCGACGUCGUACACGUUUGAAAAGGCUGUUCAAGAAUGCGAGACGGCCCGGUACGACGACGAACUCGUGUAUCUCUACUCCAAGACGGGACAGAUGAAGCGAGCGCUGUACCUCAUCAUCGACCGACUGCGCGACGUCCAAAAGGCGAUUGAGUACGCCAAGGAGCAAGAGGACCCCGACCUCUGGGGCGAUUUGAUCGAUUACAGCAUGGACAAGCCAAACUUUAUCCGCGCCUUGCUCGAGCAGGUGGGCACGUCGAUCAACCCGAUCACGCUGGUGCGGCGGAUACCCGAAGGGCUUGAGAUCCAAGGCCUCCGCGAGGGCCUGACGCACAUGAUGAAGGAGCACGAGCUCCAGCACAGCCUCAGCUCCGGCGUCGCGCGCGUUUUGCGGAGCGAGCUCGCGGCGGCCCAGAACGAGCUUCGCGCGGGACAGCGAAGGGGCGUCAAGUUCGAGGUCGUCUUGACGGCGCAGGCCAAGGGCGCCAACGGUGGCACCGACGCCACGAGAGGCGACUGGACGAACGAGAUGCCCGAGGACGACGGUCGGAUCCGGAUCCCGCCACCUGGACACUGUGUAGCCUGUCACGAGCUCCUCACCGAGCACGAGACGGAGACGCUGAUGGGCUUCGCCUGCGGGCAUGUGUUUCACGUGAGCCACCUCCUGGAGAUGCUCCACAAGGGCAAGAAGGUGGAUGCGGGCCUGGGAGGCGAGUUUGAGGAGAAGAGCAGAUAUUUAGUCGGAAUGAAGGUCAUGAGGGCUCGACUGCUCAAGGACAAGGUUCAGGGCGGCUGCCCGAUCUGCCGAGAGCAGGUGACGACGUAA
Messenger RNA from Drechmeria coniospora, 3849 nucleotides. RefSeq lists its product as uncharacterized. The record is from RefSeq and is a predicted model, not a curated record. Gene Ontology annotation, molecular function: protein binding. Gene Ontology annotation, cellular component: HOPS complex; late endosome. The transcript has 4 exons. Bases 1 to 3849 code for a protein of 1282 amino acids. Gene Ontology annotation, biological process: cellular response to starvation; vesicle-mediated transport; protein targeting to vacuole. Lineage: Eukaryota; Fungi; Ascomycota; Sordariomycetes; Hypocreales; Ophiocordycipitaceae.